Messenger RNA from Syngnathus acus (greater pipefish), 5091 nucleotides. RefSeq lists its product as uncharacterized. NCBI's taxonomy places the organism in Eukaryota, Metazoa, Chordata, Actinopteri, Syngnathiformes, Syngnathidae. Gene Ontology annotation, biological process: sodium ion transmembrane transport. The record is from RefSeq and is a predicted model, not a curated record. The transcript is spliced from 29 exons. Bases 495 to 4976 code for a protein of 1493 amino acids. Gene Ontology annotation, cellular component: membrane.
AACGUCACUUGUUCUCUCAUUCUGCACCGCGGCAUCACCAGAAGGUCCACCACGGACUCCUGAAUCGUCUUUUGGAACAACUCGUUGGAAAAGAUUUUCUUCCUUUUAAAACGCACCCUUUCACUCGAAAGCGCCGGCUUUUUUUCGUCUAACUGUCCUCCAUGAGAUUCUUCAGGCUUACCUUCAAGUGCUUCGUCGACUGCUUCUGAGUCUCCUGCGUCCCGCGGCGCUUGCUGACAUUUUUUUAAAAAAUCAUCUCUUGGCUGUGCUGAAGCGUUCAAACGUGUGAAAAAAAACCUGACUUCUUAAUAUUCUUAAUUGUAUUUUUUUAUAUUUCAAAGGUGAAAUAAACUGAUCAAAUCAAAGAGGUUGCUAAACAUAUCUGCCUCUCUUGGCACGUUUACCCUCCCUGGUCUAAAAACCAGCAGCCAGCUCUCGUCCCCCCCUCCCCAAUUUAAAUUCCAUAUCCAUUUUUUCUGGAACAGUUCAACAAUAUGUCAGCAGAAUUGGAAGAAAGUAAUCGAGGUGAAAUCAGCCUCCCUCAGUUGGAGGCUGGGGAGAUAUCCGAAGGUGAGGGUGGGGGAUCAGCUCACCCCCUGGUGUCUGUGCCCGGAGCCGGCCCAGGCCGCGCCGACGGUGGAGGAACUGGUCCUCCACAGAUCCAGGAUGGAACUGUUGCUGCGGCUGAUGUGGUUCCAGCGGUGGAAAGAGAAACCUGGACCAGACAGAUGGACUUCAUCAUGUCCUGCGUGGGUUUUGCUGUCGGCUUGGGCAACGUGUGGCGCUUCCCUUACCUAUGCUACAAGAACGGAGGAGGUGUGUUCCUCAUCCCCUACUUGCUGAUCGUGUUCAUCGGGGGCAUCCCUGUCUUCUUCCUAGAAAUCUCUUUAGGGCAGUUCAUGAAACAGGGAGGGGUCUCCGCCUGGAACAUAGCGCCUCUUUUCAAAGGUUUGGGCUUGGCCUCGAUGGUGAUUGUGUUCUUCUGCAACACUUACUACAUCAUGAUUCUGGUGUGGGGUCUCUACUUUCUCUUCCACUCUUUCACCAACCCACUUCCGUGGGCCACCUGCGGACACACUUGGAACACCCCCAACUGUACAGAGGACUUCCGGCGCACCUGCCACAACCGCAGUGUGGCCCAGUUGUCUCAGCUAUCAUCUGCUGCGCAAGCCGUCAAGCCUCUCGCCUCUGUGCUUCCACUGGACGUGUCCGCGACCCUUUCACUCCUUAACAACAGCUGCAUGGAGAUGGAAGGCAUGCGCUCCCCUGUCAUUGAGUUCUGGGAACGCAACGUUCUUCGCCUGUCCAGUGGCAUUGAUGAACCUGGCGACAUCAGCUACCAGAUGGUGCUGUGUCUCCUCGUCACCUGGGUCAUUGUUUACUUCUGCAUGUGGAAGGGAGUCAAAUCUACAGGCAAGAUUGUGUACUUCACAGCACUGUUCCCGUACGUGAUUCUGGUUGUUCUUUUGGCCCAUGGUGUCACACUACCUGGAGCAUUAGAUGGGAUUAUAUACUACCUGAAACCAGAUUGGUCCAAACUAGGAGAAGCACAGGUGUGGAUUGAUGCUGGCACCCAGAUUUUCUUCUCCUAUGCCAUCGGACUGGGUGCCCUGACGGCACUGGGCAGCUACAACCGCUUCAACAACAACUGUUACCAGGAUGCGUUUGUGCUGGCACUCAUUAACAGCGGAACCAGCUUCUUUGCAGGCUUUGUUGUCUUCUCCGUGUUGGGUUUCAUGGCUGCAGAGCAAGGUGUGGACAUCAGUAAGGUAGCUGAGAGCGGGCCUGGCCUGGCGUUUAUUGCCUACCCCAAGGCUGUGACUUUGAUGCCCAUGGCACCACUGUGGGCAGCACUCUUCUUUUUCAUGUUACUUGUACUUGGCUUGGACAGUCAGUUUGUCGGAGUAGAGGGUCUAAUAACCGGAGUCAUGGACAUGCUUCCACCCAAGUCGGCCCUUGCCUCCUUGCGGCGAGAGGUGGUGGCAGCCAUCUGCUGCUUCAUCUGCUUCGUCAUUGAUAUGUCCAUGGUCACAGAGGGAGGGAUGUAUGUCUUCCAGUUGUUUGACUACUACUCAGCCAGUGGCAUCACUCUGCUGUGGCAGGCUUUCUGGGAAUGUGUGGUGAUCGCGUGGGUCUAUGGAGCAGACCGUUUCAUGGAUGACGUGGCCCGUAUGAUCGGCUAUCAGCCCCUUCCCUACAUGAAGUGGUGCUGGUCUUACAUUACACCCCUUGUCUGUGUGGGAGUGUUCCUGUUCCAUGUGGUUAACUACAAGCCCCUAACCUACAACACUGUGUACACAUACCCAUGGUGGGGUGAAAUGCUUGGCUGGGCUUUGGCCCUUUCCUCCAUGCUUUGUAUCCCACUCACUGUUGUCUACAAGCUGCUGCGCAGCAAAGGAUCACUGCGGGAGCGCUGGCAGCACCUGACCACCCCUAUUUGGGGCAAACAUCACCUGGAGUACCUCGCCCCAGAGAGCGAGGCCAAACUGCUGCCCCCUGCAGGAUCUAAGAAUGACCAUCUCUUCGAAAGUGCCAGCAACAGCUCUCUGCGUUUCCAUGGCAACAAUGUCAAAGUGGCCACUCUGCUAGUAAAAGGGGGGAGGAGGAGACAAAGCGGACCAAUUGUGAGCAAUGGAACGCCAUCAGUGGGAGAGCAGAACAUGGACAAUUGGGACAACCCGCCCCCUGGUGGUCUAAUUGUGGUGUUGCAGCCCCAACGUAGUGGCGACACAAACAGUGACGUCUGGAGUGUCGCACGAGUGAGACUGACUGUUUAUAUGUCGCCGGUCACCAAAGCCCCAACUGCUUCGUCGACGGCUUCUGAGUCUCCCCAUCCAGCGGGCCGAACAUUGGUGGCCUCCUUUUCAUCGCUUUUGACCGAGCUCUCGAGUCACAUCAUCAGAUUGUCAUCAGAAAACUGUGUUUCAAAAGCAAAGUGGCAGCAAUCAGCAAAGAACAUCAGCAAGAAGAUUAAAGGUAAAAAUUGCCUCUGGAUGGAAGCGGGAGACCUGUCUGAAGGAGAGGCUAGGGGAUCCAUUCAUUCCCUUGUGCCUGUGUCUGGAGUGAGCUCAGUAUGCGGUGAGGGUAGAGAUGCUGCUACACCCCUGAGCCAGGACAGCGGUGGUUCAUCGGAACCAAGUGUUGCAGAGAGAGAAACCUGGACCAGACAGAUGGACUUCAUCAUGUCCUGCGUGGGUUUUGCUGUAGGCUUGGGCAACGUGUGGCGCUUUCCUUACCUUUGCUACAAGAACGGAGGAGGUGUGUUUCUCAUCCCCUACUUGCUAAUGGUGUUCAUCGGAGGCAUCCCUGUUUUCUUCCUGGAAGUUGCUUUGGGCCAGUUCAUGAAGCAGGGAGGGGUCUCCGCCUGGAACAUAGCGCCUCUUUUCAAAGGUCUGGGCUUGGCGUCUAUGGUGAUUGUGUUCUUCUGCAAUACCUACUACAUCAUGAUUUUGGCGUGGGGCCUCUACUUUCUCUUCCACUCUUUCACCAACCCGCUGCCGUGGGCCACCUGCGGACACACUUGGAACACCGUCCACUGCACAGUCAACUUCAGCCACAAUUGCCACAACAUCAGCGUGAACUCGUCUGCUGCUCAAGACGUGUCCUCGAACCAGUCCCUACUGAACGACAGCUGCGUGGAGACGGAAGGCAUGCGCUCCCCAAUCAUCGAGUUCUGGGAGAAUAAAGUUCUCCGUCUGUCUAGCGGGCUUCAUGAGCCAGGGAGCAUCAACUAUGAGGUGGCGCUGUGCCUCCUUGCCACCUGGGUCAUUGUUUACUUCUGCGUAUGGAAGGGAGUUAAAAGCACAGGGAAGGUUGUAUAUUUCACGGCUCUGUUCCCGUACGUGGUUUUGGUUAUUCUUUUGGGUCAUGGUGCCACCCUACCUGGAGCCUUUGAUGGGAUUGUAUACUACCUGAAACCAGACUGGUCCAAACUAGGAGAAGCACAGGUGUGGAUUGAUGCUGGAACCCAGAUUUUCUUCUCCUAUGCCAUCGGACUGGGUGCCCUGACGGCACUGGGCAGCUACAACCGCUUCUAUUACAACUGUUACCGGGAUGCGUUUCUGCUGGCGCUCAUUAACAGCGGAACCAGCUUCUUUGCAGGCUUUGUCGUUUUCACGGUGUUGGGCUUCAUGGCUGCAGAGCAAGGUGUGGACAUCAGUAAGGUAGCUGAGAGUGGACCCGGCCUGGCGUUUAUAGCCUACCCAAAGGCUGUGACUUUGAUGCCUCUGGCUCCAUUCUGGGCAGCACUCUUUUUCUUUAUGUUACUUGUACUUGGCUUGGACAGUCAGUUUGUUGGGGUAGAAGGUUUAAUAACCGGACUUAUGGACAUGCUUCCCUUUGGCACGUUGCGGCGAGAGAUGGUAGCCGCCAUUUGCUGUUUCAUCUGCAUCAUCAUUGACUUGUCCAUGAUCACAGAGGGAGGGAUGUAUGUCUUCCAGUUGUUUGACUACUACUCUGCCAGUGGCAUCACUCUGCUGUGGCAAGCUUUCUGGGAAUGUGUGGUAAUUGCGUGGGUCUAUGGUAAGACACGAGCUCUCCGUUCAGUCUCUUGUUGUACCCCUGUAUCUUAUGACCUCUUGUCAGGCGCAGACCGUUUCAUGGACGACGUGGCUCGGAUGAUCGGCUAUCAUCCCUUUCCGUACAUGAAGUGGUGCUGGUCCUACAUCACGCCCCUUGUCUGCAUGGGAGUGUUUGUAUUUCAUUUGAUGAACUAUCAGCGCCUAACUUACAACAAGUUGUACAUAUACCCGUGGUGGGGUGAAUUGUUUGGCUGGACAUUGGCCCUUUCCUCCAUGCUUUGCAUCCCACUCACUGUUGUGUACAAACUGCUGCGUGCCAACGGAUCAUUUCGGGAGCGAUGGAAACGCCUCAUAACCCCACGAUGGGGCAGACAUCACCUGGAGUAUCUGACCGCGGAGAACGAAGGCAUGCCGCUGCGGAAAGGAUCCAACAAUGUUCGUAUCUCAGAAGCGUAAUGCGAUACCCAAAUACCGAUGAAGUAGCAACCAGAGGUGGGCAGAGGUGGCCGCUCCGUCCAUCCUUAUUCAUGAUACAAUCGUCCCUCCGUCCCUGUCCCCUCUCAUCAUUUGA